Messenger RNA from Phaeoacremonium minimum UCRPA7, 1446 nucleotides. Its product is annotated as putative fad-dependent pyridine nucleotide-disulfide oxidoreductase protein. The record is from RefSeq and is a predicted model, not a curated record. The coding region runs from base 1 to 1446 and encodes 481 amino acids. Gene Ontology annotation, molecular function: flavin adenine dinucleotide binding; oxidoreductase activity. The transcript has a single exon. Lineage: Eukaryota; Fungi; Ascomycota; Sordariomycetes; Togniniales; Togniniaceae.
AUGUCUGCAACUACACGAUAUGACACCAUCAUCGUUGGGUCCGGCCAGAGCGGGACACCGCUUGCCUCCGCGUUCGCGAAUGCCGGUCGCAAGACGGCAAUCAUCGACCGCGCACACAUAGGCGGGACAUGUAUCAAUGAGGGCUGCACCCCGACUAAGACGAUGAUCGCGUCCGGUAGAGCAGCGUACCUCACCCGCCGUAGCAAGGACUACGGCGUCAGCUAUGAUGGGGACGUCCGAGUGGACAUGACGAAAAUCCGGCAACGCAAGCGGGAUAUCGUGUCCAGCUGGAGCGAAGGGGGAGAGUCUAGGCUUGUAAAGAACGGUGUGGAUGUCUUGAGGGGAGAGGCUAGAUUCACCGGUCCGAAGACGUUGGCUGUGAAGAUGACGGACGGCAGCGAGGAGAAGAGUGUGACUGCGGACCUCAUACUUCUGAAUGUUGGCGAGAGGCCCUCUCGGCCCAACAUCCCGGGCCUGGACGACAUCGACCAGACGAGAGUUCUCAACUCGACAUCGAUCAUGGAACUUGGGGAGGUGCCUAGCCACUUGGUUGUGCUGGGUGGCGGUUAUAUUGGCAUGGAGUUUGGGCAACUCUUUAGACGACUCGGCGCUGAAGUCACCAUUGUACAACGCGUAAGCCAACUCGUCCCUAGAGAGGAUGAAGAUGUUGCGAAAAUCGUGCUCGAAAUUCUGAAAGAGGACGGCAUUACGGUCCAUCUCUCUUCAAGUGCAACGUCCAUUUCCAAGAGCGAGGACGAUAGGUCAUCCUUUAAGCUACGAAUCCAGACCAGUUCCAACGAAACGAUCUCCAUUGCGGGAAGUCACAUUCUCCUUGCAACUGGUCGCAUCCCCAAUACGGGUACGCUCAAUUUAGAGGCGGCAGGAGUGAAGACAAACUCAAGAGGACACUAUAUUGUCGAUGAGAAGCUUGCAACUAGCGCUCCGGGAAUUUAUGGCCUGGGAGACGCACACGGUGGCCCGGCCUUCACGCAUAUAUCCUACGAUGACUUCCGAGUCAUCCGCGCGAACCUCCUUCCGGAAGCAACACCAUCCACAACCCCGAAAAUGAACACGACGUCUGCCUCCAAGUCUCGAAAUCUGGUACCGUACGUGAUGUACACUGACCCACAGCUUGGCCAUGUUGGGCUGCAUGACCGUGACUUGAAGGCUAGCGGGAGGAAGUACAAGACUGCCAAGAUGCCCAUGAGCUAUGUUGCGAGGGCAAUCGAGACCGAGGAGACGAGGGGCCUCAUGAAAGCUACCGUUGAUGCAGAAACAGGAGAAAUCUUGGGGUUCACCUGUCUGGGUGUCGAAGGAGGAGAGAUAAUGGCUAUCAUGCAGACAGCGAUGAUGGGAGGACUGAAAUGGUAUGACAUGGAGGCAGCAGUGUGGGCACACCCAAGUUUGGCCGAGAGCUUGAACAAUCUUUGGGGAUAUCUUGAAUAG